Cotesia glomerata is the source of this 2395-nucleotide messenger RNA. It is a transcript of the gene Maf1, whose product is annotated as repressor of RNA polymerase III transcription MAF1 homolog. Gene Ontology annotation, cellular component: nucleus. NCBI's taxonomy places the organism in Eukaryota, Metazoa, Arthropoda, Insecta, Hymenoptera, Braconidae. Gene Ontology annotation, biological process: negative regulation of transcription by RNA polymerase III. The transcript has 5 exons. Gene Ontology annotation, molecular function: RNA polymerase III core binding. The coding region runs from base 1302 to 2021 and encodes 239 amino acids. The record is from RefSeq and is a predicted model, not a curated record.
AUCAAUAGCAACAAAUAACUUGUAUUUCCUUUAAAUAUUAUUGAUCAUUAAUAAUCAAGUGGGAGAGAAACGUAACCCUGAAAGUGUAACUUUAUUGAGAGUCUACUGUACUGGGAAUAAAUGGAAUAAAUCUGUGUCUAUUGAUACGAAAUAUUAUGCGCAAUGGUGAGAAAACUGAACAUGUAUUGCGCAACCACCAAACAAACCACUAAAAAAAGACAAAAAAUGUAUAUUCAUGAUAGAUAGAGAGAGAUAUUCAAACAAUAAAAAUCAACUUCUGUCAAAAGAAAGAACCAGAAAAUAAAAUGGUCUGAGUUAUUUUAACAAGACGACUUAUAAGUGUGCGUCGUAUUGACAUUGCAAUUUUUAGAUUUUCCUCACUUGGUGAUUAAUCUAAAGUUAUUGUUUUUCUCGUAUUCAUUAUAUUGAUGCAAUUUCGGAGAUUACUUUGAGAAUUUGUGUGACGUGAGAUACUGUUUACGUGAAUCUUGUCAUUUCUCAAACUUACAACAGUGUCCAGUUAGAAAAACAACUACAACAAUGUUUGUAAUCAUGGAUUGUUCGCUAUAGUACCGAAAAAGUGAAUAAUUAAAUGGUUAUUAAUUAACCAGUUGGGUUAUUUGAGUAAAAGUAAAUAUUUAAAACUUUAUAUCUGUUGCUCAAAAGAGCAAAAAAUUUUUUACUUAUUCUUCCCUCAAGUGUAUUGACUAUAUUAUUUUUAGUACGUAGUUUUUAUGCACAAGCUAUAAGCGUCGCUGACAAGAGAAUAAAAAGAAAAGAGAAAAAAACAAAAACUGUUUGAAGUUAAAAAUUCAUCAUAAAAAACUAACUAACUGUUGUUAUUUUUUUUCUUUUUCUAUUAAAAUAAUAAAAUAAAUACUUUAAUUUUAUUGAAUAUUUGAUUAACUUGAAAAAAAUAAACAGUAAUUUUGUAAUGUACCGCAAGUGUAGCACUGAAGAAUACGCAGUUACAUCGACAAUAAAAUUUGUUCACUCGAAGAGAAAAGGAAUUUUUAUAAAUAUAAAAAAAAUGCUGAAGAACGAAUUUAGUAGCCGUAAUUCAUUGAAUUUUUUGAUAUUUCGUUUGAAUUGAAUUAUCAAAUGAAGUGAAUUAUAGAGUAAAUUUAUUGAAUUCAAUAAAAUUUGUCGAAGAGCUGAUAACUCUUAUAAAAAAAGGCAAAUAUCUAGAAAAUGUUAAAAUCUUACUGUUGAGAACAUCUCCAACGACAUUUAAGAUUUUGAGAAAUUUAAUUCAGAGGAUAAUUUGAUUUAUAUUUUAAUUAACUACGUUAUCAAUCAACAUGAAACUAUUGGAAAGCACUAGAUUUGAAGCAAUAAACAGUGCUUUGUUUAUCAAAACCGGUGACUGCAAAAUCAUCGGAAGAAUUGAAAGUUACUCUUGUAAAAUGGCUGGAAAUGAUAAGCAAAUGUAUAAAAGAUUUAAUUCUGAGCAAGGAGUUACACCACACGACCUUCAAGCUUUAUCUCCACCACAAACAUCUCUUGGCACGUCACCAGCCCAAUCCUAUUUCAGUAAAAGUAUCUCUGGAGAUGAAGAAGGACCUUUAUGUGACACAAUCAGCCGAAAAACUUUAUUUUAUUUAAUUGCAACUUUAAAUUCAACAUUCUGUCCUGAUUACGAUUUUUCCGAUGCUAAAAGUCACGAAUUCAGUAAGGAACCCAGUUUGCAAUGGGUCAUGAAUGCAGUUGACAGUAAUCUUAGUGCUACUGCUGGUGAUCAUUACCGCAAUUUAAGAUCUGCAUUGUGGGCUGCAAUUGAAGAUGAAAUAUCAAUGAGCGAAUGUGAUAUUUAUAGCUAUAAUCCGGAUUUGGCGUCAGAUCCUUUUGGAGAAGAUGGUUGCUUAUGGUCAUUCAACUAUUUUUUUUACAAUAAAAAAUUGAAACGCAUCGUAUUCUUUAAUUGUAGAGCAAUAAAUCCUCUGUACGUUUUAGAUUCUGGAGUUGGUAGUGAUUUUGCUAUGGAUGAAGAUGAUGAUGACAUUGACAACGAUCGUUAUUAAGCGAUAAAUAUAAAAUUUUUACUUGCAAUUCAAGCGUAAUUUUAUAUUUAAAUUAACUUUUUUUCAAAAUUUUAAGAAAAAUUAAUAUUAGUUAUUUUUUUCGAAAUAUUUAAUUUAAAACAAUACAACAAUAUGAUUGUUUCCGCGAUAAAAUUUACAGCUUUAUAAUUAGCUAAAUAAAAGUUUAAUUUUCUUUAAGAAUCAUAAUCGAAUAUUAUCACUGUAUAUUGCGUGUAUUUAAUGUCUAUUAUUCUACAUUAGUUGUAGAAAAUAGAAAUAUAUCAAAUUAUAUGGCUUUCAUAUGUUUUUGGGAGAUGGAAUUUUGUGCAUUCUUCUACUAUAGUUUCGAGUCUUUAGUAUUUAAACUUAUCCAU